Brassica oleracea var. oleracea is the source of this 534-nucleotide messenger RNA. RefSeq names its product transcription initiation factor IIF subunit alpha-like. Gene Ontology annotation, molecular function: DNA binding; TFIIF-class transcription factor complex binding; RNA polymerase II general transcription initiation factor activity. The record is from RefSeq and is a predicted model, not a curated record. The transcript is spliced from 4 exons. Bases 28 to 534 code for a protein of 168 amino acids. Gene Ontology annotation, cellular component: nucleus; transcription factor TFIIF complex. Lineage: Eukaryota; Viridiplantae; Streptophyta; Magnoliopsida; Brassicales; Brassicaceae. Gene Ontology annotation, biological process: transcription initiation at RNA polymerase II promoter; positive regulation of transcription elongation by RNA polymerase II.
GAAGGUCCAAGGGGUGGUGAUCUUGACAUGGAUGAUGAUGACAUUGAGAAGGGGGAUGACUGGGAGCAUGAAGAGAUUUUCACUGAUGAUGAUGAGGCAGUGGGUAAUGAUCCUGACGAACGUGAAGAUCUUCUGGCGCCUGAAAUUCCUGCUCCUCCAGAAAUAAAGCAGGAUGAUGAGGAUGAAGAAAAUGGAGAAGAGGAAGGAGGAUUGAGCAAUUCUGGUAAAGAGUUGAAGAAAUUGCUCGGCAAGGCUAAUGGUUUGAACGAGUCUGAGGAAGAAGAGGACGAUGAUGAUUCAGAUGAUGAGGAGGAGACAAACUUCAAUCCAGUUACGAAUUCUAAACAGAAGGAAGCGGCCAAAGAAGAACCUGUUGAGAGCACUCCUCCAAAGCCUGCACCACCUUCAUCUUCUCGUGGAACGCCUUCUGCUAAACCAUCAAAGGGAAAGAGAAAACUAAAUGAUGGCGACUCUAAAAAACCUAGCGGCAGCUCUGUUCAAAAGAAAGUGAAGACUGAAAAUGUAAGACACUAA